AUGGGUCGCACGGUGAAGAAGUCGGCCAAGGUCAUCAUCGAGCGCUACUACCCCAAACUCACCCUCGAUUUCGAGACCAACAAGAGAUUAUGUGAUGAGAUCGCCAUCAUCGCCUCCAAGCGGUUGCGCAACAAGAUCGCCGGCUAUACAACCCAUCUCAUGAAGCGGAUCCAACGUGGCCCGGUGCGAGGCAUCUCCUUCAAACUGCAGGAGGAAGAACGUGAGCGGAAGGAUCAAUACGUGCCCGAAGUUUCGGCUCUCGACUUCACCCAGAACACGGAAAACGGCACCCUGGAUGUGGAUGUGGACACUAAGGACCUGUUGAAGAGCAUGGGCUUUGACCAGGUCAAUGUCACCGUCGUGCCCGUCACACAGCAGCAGAGUGUCGAGAGGGGCGGGAGGAGGUUCCCCGGUGAGAGGCAGACGAGGACGUAG
Messenger RNA from Endocarpon pusillum Z07020, 435 nucleotides. Its product is annotated as 40S ribosomal protein S17. The transcript has 3 exons. NCBI's taxonomy places the organism in Eukaryota, Fungi, Ascomycota, Eurotiomycetes, Verrucariales, Verrucariaceae. Gene Ontology annotation, cellular component: ribosome. Bases 1 to 435 code for a protein of 144 amino acids. Gene Ontology annotation, molecular function: structural constituent of ribosome. The record is from RefSeq and is a predicted model, not a curated record. Gene Ontology annotation, biological process: translation.